Molecule: messenger RNA, 1552 nt
Organism: Hippocampus comes (tiger tail seahorse)
Lineage: Eukaryota; Metazoa; Chordata; Actinopteri; Syngnathiformes; Syngnathidae
Gene: rnf152
Product: ring finger protein 152
Exons: 2
Coding region: 322-945 (207 amino acids)
Molecular function (GO): ubiquitin protein ligase activity
Source: RefSeq, a predicted model, not a curated record
GCUUCUCGCUCUUGCCACGGACAUGCGUGCUAACGGGAACACGCCUUCAUCACGCCAAGCGCCGGAUGGGGUUCGCGUGACAUUUUUGCCUGACAUUUUUAGCUGUGUGCCGGGUCUCACAUUAGAAGGAGUUGCGCUUGUUCUUGCAGAUGGACGAGCAUGUCGCCGCCAGCAGGCCGUGACGUCGCCGCGACGCCAUCGAGGUCGUCAGCAGAGCACCGUUUAAGGACGAGGACGUUUUCGGAAUCCCUUUUUGGGGUGAAUUGAUAUCAGAGCGAAUUAUUGAGGGACCGGGGAGACAUUUUUUUCCCCCCUCCCGCCAUGGAGACUCUUUCCCAAGAUUCCCUGCUGGAAUGCCAGAUCUGCUUCAACUAUUUCAGCCCCCGGCGGCGACCAAAGCUGCUGGACUGCCGCCACACGUGCUGCUCGGUGUGCCUGACGCAGAUGCGCAGCAGCCACAAGGAGAUUCGCUGCCCGUGGUGCCGCGGUGUCACCAAGCUGCCGCCCGGCCUCUCCGUGGCCCACCUGCCCGACGACCCCGUCGCGGCGGGCGCCGUGGCCAUCCCGCGCGCCUACGAGCGCACGCCCGUCUUCAUCCGCCUGCCCGGCAGCGGCUGCUACGUGCUGCCGCUGCCCGCUGACGAAGAACACGCGGCCAGCCUGCUGGCGUGCCGCUUCCUGCCGGGCGGGGGGCAGAAGGGCGUGACGGUCGUUACCGUGCCUGAAGAGAGACGACCUCUGGGCGCCCUUCUGGAGCUGGAGGCCGAGGAUGAGUUGGAGCGGCGGGCCGGGGGUCCGGCGGCGGGCGGGGCGGCCAAGGGGUCCACGUGGUCAGGCGUGUGUACGGUGGUGCUCGUAGCGUGCGUGCUGCUCUUUCUGCUCGGCAUCGUGCUGCACAACAUGUCGUGCAUCUCCAAGCGCUUCACUGUCAUCUCCUGCGGAUGAAGCGCUGCCGGGGUUGACUUUGACCUGCCAAACGACCUUUUCGGAGGUCAACCUUUGGAGACGAAACAUUCCCAAACAAACACUUCCAAGACCUCAUCCAGUCCUUCCUUUCACCCUUUUGUUAUUCUAGGCUCAGGCUUGUCUGAUUGGUUGUUUAGUUCGUGAUGAGUUCAGUUGUUGUGUGUGAGUCAAAGAUUUGAGACUUGGACUCCCAACGAAGUGGGAAAGGACGUCUGUGUGACUUGUCACCUGAGUCCAUGUCGACGAUAAAAUUGUGGCGUUAGAAGACAAAACGUGAUGUGUUUCUUCAUCCGUGUCCACUUUGGAAUUCAGAUUUCAUGCCCGCAUCCAAUUUUGGAACUGUGUAGUUCCAAAUCGAGGUGACAAAUCAGCGUAAAGUCAGUAUAAAUGUUUUUAAACGCAAGUGAAAAACCGUUUUUCUUUGCGAAUGUGUCUUUUGCGUUCUGUUUGUUCACGCUUUUACUGUCGGUGUGCUUUCGGUUUGUGUGAAACACAUUGAGUUAUCUUGUCUAUGAAAUGUGAUAUUUUUAAAUAAAGUAGCCUUGCCUUGCUUCAUUUGUCGGAACUUAAUCAUGGUACCAAGUCA